CUGGUGCGGCUAGGAACAGAAACUCGUUGUUGAGCGCGCACCUUCUAAGAAACUGGUGCGCGACGGUUGGUUUCGAGCGCUGGCGCGUGCACUGCUAUCACAGAAAUUCCGGUUGGUGGGAGAAUUUGCUGUUCGGUGAUUGCAAGAGGUGUGAAAAGGUUCAGUUAGCUGGAACAUCUUCUGUUGUAUGUGUGGUAACAACAUGUCCGUGCCGCUGCUUGCUGAAGCUGUAACUGUAUCUGGUACUGAACGGGAGACUGCAGCGGUAAUUUUCUUACAUGGUCUUGGAGACACAGGACAUAGUUGGGCAGAUGCGCUAUCUUCAGUCCGUAUUCCAUAUGUGAAAUACAUCUGUCCACAUGCGCCAAAGAUUCCUGUAACUUUGAACAUGAGGAUGGUCAUGCCGUCAUGGUUUGAUCUCAUAGGAUUGAGUCCUGAUGCUCCUGAGGAUGAAGCUGGAAUAAAAAAAGCAACAGAAAAUAUUAAAGCUAUUAUUGAACAUGAAAUAAAGAAUGGCAUCCCAGCACAUAGAAUUAUACUGGGAGGAUUUUCUCAGGGUGGUGCAUUGUCUCUCUAUACAGCUCUUACAUGCCAGCAUAAAUUAGCAGGGGUCAUAGCCCUGAGCUGCUGGUUACCGCUUCACAAGACAUUUCCACAGGCAGCAAGUAACAGUGCAAACAAGGAUACCCCAAUUCUACAAUGUCAUGGUGAUGCAGAUAUAAUGAUACCAGUUCGGUUUGGUGCUCUUACACAUGAGAAGCUAAAAACCAUAGUAUCUCCAAUGAAGCUCCAGUUUAAGACGUAUCCUUCAAUGUCGCACGGCUCAUGUCCACAGGAGAUGGCAGCUGUUAAAGAGUUCAUUGAGAAGACACUGCCCAGGAUUUGACUGGAGCCAUCUUUAAUCUCAUGGUAGAGUUUGAGGGUCACUUUGUCCUUUUCAACUUUGCCAUGCAGACUGCAAAAGGAAGCCAUGUGCAACCAACCUCAGCACCAUUCUAUUUAUUUUUUAGUUUUACAUGUUUUAUUGUGCAAUCUUCUUUGUCAUUUCUGUUUUUUUUCUGUUUUCUUAGUUCUGUCUGAGGCAGGUAGAGAACAUUUAAGGUAUUGUAAGGUGACAGAGACCAAAGCUAGCUUAGUCUCAUUUCCAGAUGUUUUACCAGAUGUAUCCCACAACUAGACCCACAUUUGGAAUCAGCAGUUGCUACAUCCUAGUGUUGGCCUGAGGAUGAAUUCUAUUUUCAUAAAGCAGAUAGGGAAGAAGACACUUCAUUAAGCCGGACUGUCUUGGUCCUAAUAUUCUUCUGCUUGUCUUUUGCUUCUCUUCUGUUAAUGUUCUCCUGUAGCCAACCAUGUUACCAUGCCAUCUCCCAGUUCCUGUGCAGCUCUGAUGUGUAUAUUUCUUUUACAUUGUGCUGAAGAGCAGCAUUGCCAUUUGUGUUUCAGCUCUACAUGUUGAAGCUGCUAAAGACUCUUGGUACAAAACAUGUGUACAGCCACAUACAGAUUAGUUUUUGAAAACUGAACUGUAGGAUUUUCAAACUAGGGCAGAAAGACAAGCUAUCUGGUAAGAAGCUCCACCAGUGCUCGACAGUUUAGUUAUAAAUUCUUUAAUUCCCAGUCUGUGAUUAAGGUUGAACAAGUGAGGUGCUUUGCUGCUUGCUAGGGAAGACCAUGCCCAGUUAAUACUUGUGUAGGGGAAAGUCAACAGGUUUUUGGCUUCUCAUCUAAAGGAUAUUCAGUUUUAGCUAGAUUUAAAGGGGAAAUAUUGAUUUGUUGCAUGCCUGUAUGUGCUAACAGUUGAAAUCUGAAUGUAUGUUGCAGAAUGCUCCCUGCUAACAAAAAUCCACUCCUUACUGUUUAAAAACAGUUUUAUUCAGCAGACAGCCAUCUGAACUGCAGCCAUGGUUAUCAAUUAACCUUCUGUUUACUGUCUAGAUCUAGAGCAUCAUGUAACAUGAGUAGAGCUGUACUUAUUUUAAUUAAGUUACACAAGGUAUGUUUGUAAUACUAGGUGUAAUACUGCAUUCAGGAAAGUUGACUCAAUGUAGAAAUGAUCAAAUGACCAGAUUUCUUUUGGUAGCAAUAGAAGCACAUUCCCAGUCCAUGUAUAAAUUCAGAAGGCACUUUUUUCAUUACAGAAUUAAAUACAUUCCCAUUCUCAUUUCUGCAUUAUAUAAUUUUCCUUAAUUCAACUCUGGAGUAAAAAAAAAAAAAAAAAGUGACCUGGUUUCUGUUGGUGGCUCUGGCACUGGAGGAGUAGGCAGGAAAGGGCAAAGGUCAUGCCUGUUUGCUUCUAUCAGAGAAGGAUGAGUUGGAUGUGUAUGACCAGAAGGUCAAGCUUCAUUUUAGAUGUCUGUGACCAAGCAUAGAAUAUUAGAGGUCCAUAUAAAAUACAGGUCCUUUAAAAGAUGGAUUCUGUGCAUAGUUGACAGCAGCUCUGUUUGCUUACCCUUUGCCCUUAGGGAAACAAAAGGGCCACAGUCAAUCUGCGCCUGGGAGAAAGAAUUAGUUAGAAUGGCCAGAGGAAGACCAGAGCCAAAAAAUGCAUAAUUGUUUGCGUUAACACAGAAUGGUGCUCAUUCUGUGACUCUCUAGACCUAGAUUGAAAGUUGAGGUAUAAUUCUGGUUGCUUUAUGCCAAAUUAAAAAUAUUUAAAAAAAAUAUCAAGUGAGAUCUUAUUAGUGUGCUGCAUUCAGCAAAUUUCAUUUGGAUUUCUGUCUCACUGCAAGCUGAAAAGGUAAAUAAGCAUUUUUCAUUCAAGGAUUUGGCAUUGCAUACAGAUUAUGAAACAGAAUUUAAAAGAAAUGAUAAGAAAUAGACACUGCCAAGCUUUUGUAGACCAGACUGAGCCUUCAAAGACGCAUCUUUAGCAGCUGGGGCUGUUUGUGUAAUAUAGGGCUGCAGAUGAUGGAAUGUUGUGGGAAAAAAAAUUUCACAAAAGGAACAUUGGUAAGCCACACCUUCCAAACUUAAAACAUUCAUUUAGUUUGUUUUGUUAAAUUAGGAGGUGUACUUGUCCUUCUUAAGCAAUAUCUUAUCUGAAGUCCUGCUACGGAAUAUAUGAAGUGCAGAAUACUGAAGAUCAACAAACCAGAGCAUGAAGCAUUUGUGUGAUGCAUAAUGUAGUCGUGCUUAUAAAAAGCAGUGUCCAUGUGAGAUCAUAUACUAACAAGUUUUAGGUGUGCAGCACAAAAAAAUUCCUUUUAGACUAGUAUUUGUGCAGGAUUUCAGUAAAAUAACUACAUUUUGCUUUUGAGUCCAUAUAAUUAACAAUAAAGCCCUUUCCUAAACUCUCCUUGAGCUGCUAUUCAAACAAGCAGUUUAGCAGUCUGUCUGUACACUUUAGCUGUUUCACUCUGUGUUCCAUAACCCAUGUUUUUAGUAAUGGAUACAGAAAGACAUACGGUGGCCGUGAUGUGUUGUGGUUCCUGUCCCUCAUUUUCAGUAUCGUGCUGGGCUUGGGCAGUCAGUCUGUGGCUGUCAUUGUGAUUAACUGAGAAUGGACUGCAUUCUCAAGAAAGUUUGAGAAUAUUAUAGCAAGAAAACUGAUCCAUAGUGUUUGUUACUCUAUUGAUCCUUACAUUUGAGCUUGGAGACCAGCAUGGAUUACUUGUAUGACUGAAUUGUACAAAAUUCUGAAGAUUUGAUUAUGUCUGAGGAGGAUAACAGAUUUUGACUGUUGCUGAAUCAGUAGUUACAUAAACUUUGAAUAGAAAUCAUCAGCUACUGUACUACCUAUUUCCAGAAUCUUAGUCAAAAGCUUCUAACCUUUGUGGUACCGGUUUCAAAAUUUGGCACUGAAGCAUUGGAGGUAGAUGUUUUUUGAUCUGUAGCACAGGUGGUGUUUUAAUUCAUAAGAUAGAUAAAAAUAGGCAGAAAACAUGGCCAAUGGUAAAAGCUACAAAACAACGCUUUAAUGAAGUAAUCACUUUCACGUCUCCAACGACGCUUCCUCAGACUUUCAAUAAAACUUUGCAGUGAAUAAUGCAUUUAAUACCCUCAUAAACACUUAAUUAGUUCCCAUUAGAUAUUCAAAUUAGGUGCUCUCCCAAGAUCUUAACUCAACCACAUGCUGAAAAUAGCUGCAGUUAGCUAACCAUAAAAAUAUAAGUAUAUAUGACUAACUAAAUGAGUCCAUAUACCUAUAAAUAUUAUAAAAUCAACAAAGCAUAUACAACAAUAAAAACUUUAAUUCAUAAGAACAUUUCCAUUUUGGUUAACUGAAUUAACAAGGGAUGGUGCUUUAUCCAUUUAUUUUUAGUGAUUAUCAAAGCCAUAGUAUAUUGACCACAUAUAUUCCAGUACUUGUCGAUAUGAUGCAUCUCUUAGCUCAGUGGAAGUAUUCCACCUAGAAAAUGUUAAGUAUUUUUUUAUAUUGCUCAUGCAGAAUCAUGUUGGCAAAUAACCCUUUCUUCGAGGAGAACUUCUGUUAGUGUUCUUAACAGUCAUACUUCCAUUUUUUGUCAUUUAUCCUGAGAGUUCUCUGGAUUGCCAGCCAGCAGUAUUAGAAGAAGGCAAGCUUUCUAUCCAUUUUAUGCACCCCAGUAGACAGGGAAGCCCUUUUUACUGUUGGGGUGGAUAACCAGAUUGAUCACUCUCCAUUUUACCUGCGUCAAUGCCCACAUCAUCCUGCUGUCCUGUAAGUCGUGUACUGCAGUGAGUGUGAUUGUGUAAUUGAUUGGAUCUUCUGUAGUGUUUAGGGCCCCGUGAUGGUGCCAUUUCCACUGAAGUCAGGCAGCUGGUGUUAUGAAGUGAGACUUAAUAGAGAUACCGCCAGAAGGUAUUUUUAUCUAACAACAAGACCGUGUUUUGAGGCUGUAGCUUAUUCAUAGUUCAUUGUAACUUGGUCCAUUAAGGAUCAUGGCAUUGUACAACACCGCCUGGCUGAAGUACUUAAAGGAGAUUUUUUUAUUAGGUGUUCCAUCUUUGUCAUUUAGGUGACAUUGUAUCUCAGUUAAAAUUUUCACCUGAUGUCUCCAGUGUGUAGGGUUUAUUCCUGAUCUCAAGUCAGUGUUUGUGUGACUCGUUUCUGUGCACAUUGUUUUUUUCUGUUGACAUACCUGAAUAGUUCAUGUAUAGAGCAUUUACUUUUUUCUUUUGUAUGUCCUAGUUCGUGACAAGAAAUAGGGGUCAUCAUAGAUUAAAAUUGAAUUUUGGAAGCUUUUCAAGGUUGUCACUCCACUGAGAGCCUGAAAUCAUGCAGCUUAUCAGAAAUCUGAUAUCUGUUUUAAGAGGAUUUGCUUUUCACUGUGGUGGUCAGAAUUCUUUGUUAGUGCUUUAUGGUACUUGCUAAGUAUUAAUAUACAUUGCUGGUGGAGGUUAUCAGCAUGCUCAAGAUGUGUCCAGUUCAGAUGCUGAAGAGUUAGCUAUAUGACUUGUGUAGUCUGCUUACAUGUCAUUCAUGCUGCAUGUGAUACUGAUGAUGCAAGACACAGAGCCAGUGGUAUGGGUAUUUGACUUGCCAUGUGUGCAAAACCUAAGAAUAAUAUUAAGGGUGUGUUUAGUGUAGCUAGAAAGGGGUGCUCGUUAAUGUUGUAUGAGAAUCUGCAUGCUGGCCUUCUAGACCGCGUUAUCUCAGAGGGCUGUAGGAAGCUGUUAGAGAGACUAUCCUCCCCUUUUGGGAGAAUAAAUGUUCUGAGAGUUCCUGCUUAAGUUGCACAUUUCUCUAAAACCAUCUACUCCCACAACACUGAGUAAUUGAUUCUUCCUUCUGUUGCUAGAAUGGGCCCCUCCUGAAUCAGUCCACAGACCUAAUGAGCAAGGGUCAUUCUGUGAAGCCCCUAUCCUUUUAGCAACUCUGCUAGACCCUUCAUAUCACUUUGUCCAUUACAGGAACACACAGGGUAAUACAGCAUAAGUUAUCAGUAGAAUAAGUUGCCAGGGGUUCUUUGAACAAAAGGGCUAGAAUCUUUCUUCAGUGAGUCAUUUGGGUAGUGUGUCAUAACAUACAGUGUACCUUACGCUGUGAAUCCAACGUGAACUUCCCAGCAGCUCAUCUACUUACACAGGCUUUUAUAAGUUUCACAGUACUUGUAUACUGAUGUUGGCUGACACAAGUCUUCCAUAAGACUAGUGUUUGAAAGUAUUAAUUUCUCAUUACCCAAAAAUGUUGUUUCCUUUUUGUUCUUCCACUGACAGUUACUCAUUUUAGCUGUAACAAAUUUCAAGAUUAAUACAGAAAGUUUACUUUGAAGAUGCCUAUAUUGAUUUGACAAGAAAAAUGUAGUUUGGGAAAAGUUUAUUGUAUUGACUUUGCCACGAAAAUAACACACCAGUAUGAAUUAGAAUCCCCCUCUGGCUUAGAAGGUACUCUGCCCAUAAGGACUCGCACUGAUAGAGGGACAGAAAACAAACUCCACAACACAUGAUCUGCUGGUAGACAUUUCAGUAGCUGCAUUGCUUAUUGAGCUGAUAAUGACCCCAUGGAUUUAACCAGUGAUUCCAAUAUGGAGUAAUAUCUCCAGUUAAGUGUAUGUUGGUUACGCAGCAAUAGGGGUACAUUACAGAAGGAAUGCUGUUACCAUUGUUAGUCAGGAUUUGGUAUAAUAACCAGUGUAUGUAUAUAAAGGCUGGCUAAGCUUACAGCUUUGUCCUUAUCAGCACUGGUCUUAGAACUGAUGGUACCAGGACAUUCUUCCAAACAGCACCCCCCAGACUUCAUUAAGAAAUACCCUUUAUUGACUCCUCUUCAGGUUUACAAGAGUAUUUCAGGGUAGCCUGCCCAUAACAUCCUGCUCAGUUCCUUCCUUCAGCUCACACCCGCCAUUCUCCAAACUGAAGUCAUCCAUAUGGUAAUGGUCCAUUUUGGCAUCUGUUUGAUAAGCUGCAAUAAUUUCUACUCAGACAGAAAAGAUGUUCAUCAUUAGAUCACUGUUACAGUAAUGCUUACUGAUGGGGGAUGUAUCCUGCCAAGGAUACCAAAUAUCCGACCAGUGUAGAAAAGCUUAGGCACCUUCCUUUUGUGCCAGAAGUAUGGCCUAGGACCUAUGCAGAAGACUACAUCCUGCUACUUAACUCAUUACAUCCGAUUAAUGCCUCCAGGUGCAUCUGCAGUUAACUCCUACUGACGCCUCUAGAAGUCAAAUAUUGCUUGUUCAUAUUUGCAUCAGUUACUCCAAAACCAUACUAUGUACAAGGUUUUAAAAGAUUUCAUCAUAAAGCUCCCAGUACAACUAUGGAAGAUGUCCAUGUGGAUUUGUGUUUUACCACGGUUAUUAUAUUACACAGAUGAGGGUAAAUGUUUACCUGCACAUCACCCACUGACCUGACAUCUACAAAUAUGUAAUGUUUCGAUUACAGCUUCAUCUUGUAGCUAUUCCACUUUAUUUCAUUAGAUUCGAGAUUGCAUUCAAGUUUAAGAGUUUAAAGGUAACUUUGUUUUUUUGAGAACUACAGUAUAUUGCCUUUUGUUUCUUGUGCUCUAACUUCGUGCAUCAUGGCCAGUAACAAUGGACAGAUCUUGGAACUGGCUCCAAGAAAGUCUGCAUUUAAUCAUUUGUAGAUAAUUAAGAUGUUAACCCUCCACAAUACUUUUACAAUUUAUCAACAAGAUGAAAGCUUGAUAAAAUAUAUUUUCAUUUCAUAACCAUUGCCAAUGAUGUAUUAAGUGUACCUAAUUCCCUGGGUGGUUUUCAUGUUAUGGUCACUCUACUUAUUUUGGAGGUACCAUGCAUAGAUGCACAUAUUCUUUCUCUUCCUGAUUAAGGACUAUUCAAAUGCAUUGUUUAUGCACCAGUGGCCACUGUAAAUGAUUACAGACUGCUUUGCACAAAUGUACACUAGUCCUGCAAAGCCAGACUAAUGACUGCCUUACCCUGCUGUCAUGAUCAAGGUAAAGAUGCUUAUCCACAGGUAUCCACUGUAUUCAGCAGGCACAGUCCCACUGUCUACAGUGCACACGUCUGAUGUCUGACUGUAGCAACGAUAAUAAUGGACACAAUACUGUUACAGGUUUGUUUCACAACCACUGUUACAAAGAGUACCAUUUUUACACAUAAAUGUUAACUAGUCCCGCAAACCCACUGUUUAUAAACUGAAAUUAUAAAAAGGUAAGUUAACUUUCAUACACAACCAAAACACCCACCCAAUGGUUUUAGCAACUUUACUGUGGACCACUUCCAUCUGAUUAUAGUAAAAAAAAGUACCUGUCAGCAUCUUGGAGCAAAAAUCAUGAUAAAGCCAAAAAUGAGGACCAAAGGCCCAUAAUGAGGGACUUGUUUUGUUUCAUAGGUCAUGAGUUGCUAAAGUAAAAGUUUUUGCGUUAGCAUACAUUUUCAAAUGAACAUGGUUUGAAACUCAAAUAUUUGUCAUUAUUUAGUGACUGCAGCCCUCAGUGAUUUACUGGAAUGCCACAAAUUUGAUGAGGAACAGACCAAAAGUACAAAGCAAAGUCAGGGUUCCCGAUUGUUGGUGUCCCUUAAGGAAAACCUAAGAGGUGAGAUGUGUAUAAUGGUGGGUAAUCAGGAAAACUUUAAAGUAUCAUUGUUGAUAUUUAUCAUACUCCUGUGAACAACUGUCUGCAUCUUCCUAGAUGACAGUCUUUACACCCCACCAGUUCAGCUGUAUCUGUAAGCCUCCAUCAAAGAAUAGUGAAGGGGCAGCAUACAUCUUGUCCCUUGGGAAAAGAGCUUGCAGGAGCUAUACACACAGUCCACCAUCUAUUACUAAUGAGCACUCCUGCUGUCCUGGCUCAAUAUGAAACUCAAAACACAGAGAUGGGCAUCUUUCCUUCAAACCAGAUAUGUGCUGUCGUAGAGAACAGGUCGGUACCAGUGGUGCAUGGUACAUUUUAGAGUCUUAGGAAAUGCUAAAGCUAUUUCCUGAAGUGUCAAAAUGGUUUACUUCCAGAACUAUCUUGGCUGCACUGUAGAAUUUCUUCCAGGUUUGAUAAUCACAUUCCUUGCAAACCACAUACCUUCUACUUUAUACUGAGUUGCUUAGCAUAGUUUAUUGUGUGGAACCCCACUGCUGUUUGGCUGUUGUAUUCUGUAGUUUAGAAUAUCCACAGUUCCUGUUUAAGAUCAAAUUAGGUUCCAUAGCAAAGGCUGGUCACUGUACUCUGUCACCAUACACGUACCUUAGUUUUCCACUGUCUUGGAUCACUGAUGCUCAGGGGAUAUUUGAUAUAGGACACCUUUUGACCAGGUCGUACCCCAUUGUCUAAUAUUGGUUGGAGAUCAUUAGUGUAGUAAGUAUACUGCGUUUAAACGUUUUUUUCCAUAGUCACAUUCGUACUUUUGUCAUAUAAAAUGUACUUUUCUUACUUUACACUUUGUAUUUGUCUUCAGUUUACUUAUUAAUUUUUGUUUCAUCUCCAGGACUAAGUGGAGAGAGAAAAAUGUAUUGCAAUUUAUCACCAAAACUCAGCUUAAAUAUUGUACUGCAGAAGUAACUUGUUGGUUUAAGUUGUCUCAUCAAACUCAAGACUCAAUUGCUUUGCUGGUUUAAACAAUUGUCAUUUGUAUGCUUUUGAAAAGUCUUUGUUAUGAAAGUAAAGAGUGGAACUAGAGUGUAUAUUCUGGUUUGAAUACAUUGUAAUCAUAAUGUGACAAUGCAGAAAAAUAGAAGCCACCUACUCAGAAGUCUGAUUGUAGUAACAAUAAUUAUGUACGUUAACUGUACUUUAGGUUUGUUUCACAGCCAAAGUAGCCCAAGAAUACCAUUUUUUCAUAUAAAAAAAACAUAAAACAUACCAUUUUUGUUCUCAAUUUAAACCAGGGAGGAGUUAGUGUGGGCAUUUCUAGUACAGGACAAUAAUGUAUAUGAGGAAGAGGGACUGUAUUUGAAAAUGAAGAGUUUUCUGAAAAGCUUUUCACUGGCUGUCCUCAAGUCUUAAAGCAAUACUGUCACUGUGCAGUCAAGAAAAUACAAAGACACGGUUCCUGUAUAUCCUGUAUAUCACUGAUUAAAAUAAAAAGAGCAUUGGCAGAUGUGCUCACACUGUUGAACAA
Protopterus annectens (West African lungfish) is the source of this 9950-nucleotide messenger RNA. It is a transcript of the gene LYPLA2, whose product is annotated as lysophospholipase 2. The transcript has 10 exons. Bases 188 to 886 code for a protein of 232 amino acids. Gene Ontology annotation, cellular component: cytoplasm. Lineage: Eukaryota; Metazoa; Chordata; Ceratodontiformes; Protopteridae. Gene Ontology annotation, molecular function: palmitoyl-(protein) hydrolase activity; carboxylic ester hydrolase activity. Gene Ontology annotation, biological process: protein depalmitoylation. The record is from RefSeq and is a predicted model, not a curated record.